UCUUGAUUUCGCAGUCGGGCGCGUGCGCGACAGUUGCCCACCUUGAGCGGUUCGUGGCCGCUCUUUUUCCGUUUCUCUCUGGUGCCAACAACGGUGCCGCUGAGAGGAUGACAUCGGGAGCCGGACAGGCCCCCGAGACCCAGCUGAGCUGGGCGGCGACGGUGCAGAGGCUUUUCCACCUGGUUAAGUAUGAGAAUUUGGUGGCCGGCGUGAGCGGCGGUGUGGUGUCCACGCUGGUGCUGCACCCGCUCGAUUUGGUCAAGAUCAGGUUCGCAGUCAGUGAUGGGUUGCAGAUGAGGCCAAAAUACAAUGGGAUUGUACAUUGUAUGAGGAGCAUCUGGAAACAGGAUGGAAUACGAGGGCUUUACCAAGGAGUAACCCCAAAUGUCUGGGGUGCAGGUUUAUCUUGGGGAUUAUACUUCUUCUUUUAUAAUGCCAUCAAGGCCUACAAACAGGAUGGUCGACCAGCUCAACUUAGCGCUACUCAGCACCUUAUCUCAGCUGCUGAAGCUGGUGCUGUAACACUUUGUAUUACAAAUCCGAUUUGGGUGACGAAGACACGGUUAGUCCUGCAGUAUGAUGCAGGGGUCGAUCCAUCAAAGAGGCAGUACAAAGGCAUGUUGCAUGCCCUUUUGAAAAUAUAUCAAAAUGAAGGUAUCCGUGGACUCUACAAGGGCUUUGUGCCAGGACUUUUUGGUACAUCGCAUGGUGCUCUCCAAUUCAUGGCUUAUGAGGAACUGAAGAAAGAAUACAGUAUAUAUAAGAAUCUGGCAACAGAUGCAAAAUUGAAUCCUUUAGAAUACGUAACAAUGGCAGCAUUGUCCAAAGUUUUUGCUGUAACAGCAACGUAUCCUUAUCAAGUAGUGCGCGCUCGGCUGCAGGAUCAGCAUACCCAAUACUCUGGAGUAAUGAAUGCUGUAUGGAGAACAUGGAGGAAUGAAGGUGUUCACGGAUUCUACAAAGGAGUUGUUCCAAAUGUGCUGAAAGUGACUCCUGCCUGUUGCAUUACAUUUCUGGUAUAUGAAAAUGUAUCUCAAUUUUUAUUUGGCUUCCAUUAAUCCUGAACUUUGGACUUGUCAGCAUUUGAAUCACGGAGGAAUAUCAUUUUACCAAAAUAAAUCUACAAGAAAGAGAAUAAUGUCAAGUGCUCUGUAGCAACCACUUUCAGCACCCCCAGCUGUUGCAGUAGUAUUUUAAAUGCUGGUGUUAAAAUAUUAUUGGUUUCAUUUUAUAAAUCUGUAAUGAUAACAGAUAUAGAUAUGUUCAUUUUUUUUUCAUUCAUGGGAUGUGGGUGUCACUGGCAAGGCCGGUGUUUAUUGUCCAUCCCUUAAACUCAAGAGUUAAACUUAUGAAGGUCAGAUGUUACCUCUUGAUAACAUUCUUUUUAAUAUUUAAUAUUUUCCUUUUUAAAGGAUCAAAUUUCCUGACACUAUAAUCAACAAGUUUACAAGGAGCAACUAAUGUCAAACUGAAUUGAUAAGUUUAUGUUUUAUAUCCUUGCAGUGGUCUUUUGUAAUAAAAUACAUUUGGUACAAUAAUGCACUCUUAAUUAAUGGGUGUUUAUCUAUUUUAAAAUGUAAUUUAUUAAGUAAAGUUAAUUAUGGUUCAGUAGGAAAAGUUUAUGUACUGUGCUCUGGGAAAAUUUACAAUCCUAUAUAUAAAUGUCAUAUAAUAUUGCUAAAUCUAAAUAUUGUAAUGAGCCUUGUUCCAAAUGGCAGAACUAAAUAAAAUGUUAAUUUUAA
Carcharodon carcharias (great white shark) is the source of this 1742-nucleotide messenger RNA. Its product is annotated as mitochondrial folate transporter/carrier-like. Gene Ontology annotation, cellular component: mitochondrion. Bases 108 to 1058 code for a protein of 316 amino acids. The record is from RefSeq and is a predicted model, not a curated record. The transcript has 7 exons. Gene Ontology annotation, biological process: nucleotide transport; folate import into mitochondrion. Lineage: Eukaryota; Metazoa; Chordata; Chondrichthyes; Lamniformes; Lamnidae. Gene Ontology annotation, molecular function: FAD transmembrane transporter activity; folic acid transmembrane transporter activity.